CAGUCGAGGGAGGAAGAGAGGGGGGCGGCGGGAGCGCGCUUUCCGUCUCUGGUUAGUGGACUGACAGCCAGCUGUGCAGCUACAACGACAACAACCUCCUGGAUUUCCUACAUACAACUAGAUUAGAGUUGGUCUGCUACUGCUUCUAAUCAUACAUUAUAGCUGUUUUUCGGAGCAAACACUCGACGGCACACAGCUACGACCAGUAUCAUCGGCGUUUUCUGUGCUAACUAGCUAGAAGAGCAUUCCUCCAACAUGAAUCCGUUGUGUAGCAGAUGUAAUCUAGUCGUUUACCCCACGGAAAAAGUGAAUUGUCUGGACAAGUAUUGGCAUAAAGGAUGCUUCAGCUGCGAGGUCUGCAAAAUGACUCUAAACAUGAAGAAUUACAAAGGCUUCGAGAAGAGACCAUACUGCAAUGCACACUACCCCAAGUCAAGCUUCACCUGUGUGACUGACACUCCAGAGAACCUCCGCCUCAAACAGCAGAGCAAGAUACAGAGCCAGGUUCUUUACAGGGAGGAUUUUGAGAAGAAUAAAGGGAAGGGUUUCAGCGUGGUCGCAGACACACCAGAGAUGCAAAGAAUUAAGAAAACGCAGGACCAAAUCAGCAAUGUAAGCGUCACCAAAAUUAAGUACCAUGAGGAAUUUGAGAAGAAGAAGAUCGGAGGAGAGGGUCCACAACAUCUGCCAAGCAACCCCAGUGCAGGUGGUUACCAGCAGCCUGCAGCCACUCAGAACUACCACUAUGAUCCUGCUCCUGAACCAGUGCGCCAGGCAGCCGCUGCCCCGCCUCCCAGUGCUGGGAAGCGAUACAGGGCAGUAUAUGACUACUCUGCCGCCGAUGAGGAUGAAGUUUCCUUUAUGGACGGAGAUGUGAUCGUAGACGUGCAGCAGAUUGAUGAAGGCUGGAUGUAUGGCCGCGUGGAGCGUACCGGCCAGCAGGGCAUGCUGCCUGCCAACUACGUGGAGGCCAUCUGAGCUAGAGGAGAAGAAAAAGAGGGAGAGAAAAAGGAGGAGAUAGAGAAAGGGAGGGAAAGUAGGAAAGGAAAAGCCCAGUGCCAUCUCAUCUUAGCGCCGCUUUCUCUUAUUUUUACUCUUGUUCCCUAACCUGCCCUGAGAGACCCUGAACCCCUUCCCCCUCUACAUCCCUGCUCUGCUCUCACUGUUCGCCAGCCACAGACACACACCCUCUAUCUAGCUGUCUGUCCUUCUGUCUGUCUAUCUGCCUGCCUGCUUCUCUAUUCGUCCGUCUGUGCUAAUGUCUCUCUAUUUGGAUGUUCGUCAUCCUCUUUGUCUUUAUCCCCAUCCUGACUCCACUCUCAUGCAGCUGCAAGUGGGAAUGGAAAGUCCUCAAAGAUGAAUUCACAGUUCAUUGCAGUAUGUCAGGGGUCCGUGCCGUGUCACACAGCUCCAUCCUAGCUACGCCACUUAGCAAUCCUACCACUAAAACAUGCAAAAAUACUGAAGAAAAUGUUUGUUUGUUUUUUGAAAAAAAGAUAUCCCUGAAGUGAGUAAACCUGCAGACACAAUUCAGUGAAGAAACUAGCUCAAAGUGUGUUUGAAUGGCGUUUUAAUGGGUCCAUUUACUUGUCUUUUUCUUUCUUUAAUUUUGCAGCGUGAUCUUGGCCAGACUGGAAAAACAGUGUAUAGAAUCUCAGUCUGUCUUAGCGUGAUUUUUUUUUUUCACUUGAGUACAUUCCUUUAACCUCCAACGCUGUUGCAUCAGUCAGCCAGUUUUCAGUCUUAACAGAGAGGUUUUUUAAAUAUAUUUAUAGAUGGACACACAUCUCGCCAGUCUGCUCAAGUAGGCACCCUCAUGUUCAGCACUGUGCUGUUGUCAAACUGGAAUAAUGACCUAACUGUAGAGCACCUCCUGUUGAGCCUUACACAGGCUUCCUGGAUACAGGAGGGAUCAGGGACACGUUAGGGGACUUCAUCAGUCUUUCUCUUGCAGUUACACUGAACACACGUCUGCAUGUACAGUAUACACGUUUAUUCCUGAUUUUGCAGCCUAAAUGCCUUCAGUCCUGUGAGAAUCACAAAGAUAUGGUGAUCAAGAUUAAGCUGUUUUGGGGGGGAAAUGGCUCUUCCCCUUUGCUAAGGAAAAAAAAAAUCACCAUCACAGAAAUCCUUUAUAAAAGACAAGGCCAAGCACAACUCGAUAUUGUGAAUCGUUUAUUUGAAAUUCAUUCCACCAUUUUUGAAAGAGUACAUUCCAGUCUUUUUUUUUUCUUUUUUUUUCUCAUUUAAUGUGAGAUUUUUUUUUAUGGCUGUGGUAGAUGUUGUCAUUUCUCUCGCUCUUUUCUUCCUGAACUGUCCUUGUUGUUAUUAGAUGUUUGUUUUGAGAAAAAAAAACAGAUCUGUGUAUUUAAUAAAUAAACCAGCAACUCAGUUUGCAAGACAGAAAAGGAGUAUUUAUGGAGACUCUUGUAGUCACUGUAUUAGAUCAGUCAUGGGAUAAUUACUUGGAGUUUCAGGACAGCGCUAACUGCUUGUUGUUAAAGACAGUUUCAUUGUUCUGCAGCUUCAAAGAAGGGAGAAUUUAGAAAAAGAAUCAUUUAAAAUACACCUGAAAGUUGCUUUUUAUCGCAUGCUCUGUUCAUUUUAAAGGCAGGUGCCACCUGAGCCAGGGCGGCACAUGUGCCAGGCCAAUCCCGACAACAAGCCAGCCACCGCUCGCUGGCAGCUAAAUGUUGAAACUGGUUCUUGAGCGUAAAAUGAAGCGUUUGCGUUGCUGGCUCUUCCACAGAAAGACUGCGACACAGUAUUUCUGUUAAAACCAUAACACGUGUAAUUGUCAUUAUUGUUGCCAUUCCUCUGUGGUGUAAAUAAUGUCACAGGCCCCUGACCUUAUGCACCUUUCCCCUUUUCUUGCAGUUUCAUUCUCCUGUGAUGCACUGUGACUGUCACAGACAUGAGCGAUCAGGGUGGGGCCAUCCUUACAGUGGAGCUGGGGAGCGGGGAGGGAGGGGAUUUCGGCUUCAUUAAGUGAAACAAGGCUCUCACUAUGUAGCUAGAUGACAUUGUACAAUUGUAUAUGUAUCAUAAAUGUAAGUUAGGGGGAAUUGUUUUUACAGGUCACGGUGCUCUGGGAAGUGGCUUGCCUGCAGAUAAAAGCGUUUCAAUAUUUUUGUGAAUGUGGAGAAGUUCUGUGAUUUUUAAAAGCUGACUCACGGUUGAUGCACGUUGUCAGUUGGUGUUGAACAAUCAAACUCUCUAAUGUCAUGAAUUGUGACAGUGCUGAUGGAAAAAAAAGUCACUGAAUUAGAAAAAAAAGACUCUUCUAAUCUUCUAAUAAAUGAGAACGAAUGAA
Molecule: messenger RNA, 3313 nt
Organism: Pundamilia nyererei
Lineage: Eukaryota; Metazoa; Chordata; Actinopteri; Cichliformes; Cichlidae
Gene: lasp1
Product: LIM and SH3 protein 1
Exons: 7
Coding region: 256-978 (240 amino acids)
Cellular component (GO): focal adhesion
Molecular function (GO): actin filament binding
Source: RefSeq, a predicted model, not a curated record